AAUGGGUUUGAAGAUUGAUAGUAAUUUAAGAGAAGGAGAUAUUGAAUAUUUACCUGGAGCUUUACCAACUUUUGAACAUUAUGUAACAAACGAUGAAAAUGAAAAGGGACGUUGGCGUAAGAACGUCUCAGAUCCUAACAGACCUUAUAAGCCUUCCGGUCAUGUAUUACCAACUGCAAAUAACGCUGAAUUUGACAAAAGACAAUUGAAUAGUUCGACAAACGUUGAUCAACGAAAAACUCCACCAGUUCUUAACAUAACGACGAAUGAUCAAAACCUUACAGAUAUGGCUUUUCCUCAAAACGAUCAAACACAUACAUUAAAUCAACUGCCAAAAUCUAAUCAAGAAGUAAAACUAACUCCUUCCAAUAUUCCUAAGCAACAAGAUAAUUUACCCAACAAAAAUGACCAAAAAGAUGAAGAUUUAUCUGGAAAACAGCAACAGCAGCAAUUCGACACGAAACACAAUAAUUUAAAUCAAAGUGUAUUAGAAGAUAUAUCACAGAAACCAACUCAAGAAAAUGACAUUAAACAAUUAGCAGAUAAAAGUUUACAAUUAGAUAAAGAAAAACAAUUAUCUCAACAAAUUUUACCGCAAAAUCACGUUCAUGUUAAAGAAAGUAAUUUACAAUCGAAUAGUCAAAAACCACUUCAUCAAUCCCAGAAUUCUCAACAAAUUCAACAGCAACAACAAUACCCACAGCAGGGCCAGCAGCAAAUGCAAAAAUCUCAACAAAGUCAUCAACAAAUACAGCAGCAACAAUUGCAAAAUUCCCAAUUUAACCAACAACAACAACAAACGAAUCAACAACCUCAACAGCAAACUAGAAUGCCGCAGAAAAGCCAACAACCAACUGUACAACAACAACAACAAGUUCAAAACCAGCAGCAAAAUCAACAGCAAAUUCAAAAUCCACAAAAACAACAACAACAACAACAGAGACCGCAGCAAUUUAACCCUCAACAACUGCAACAGCAAAAACAGUUACAAAUGCAAAAACAACAAUAUCCUAAUCAACAAAUGGGACAAAAGCCACAACAAAUCCAACAACCUAGUCAAGCACAAAAUAUUCAACAAGAGAUUGGUAAUGGUUUAGCCACGGCUAAAAAAAGUGUAAUAUCAAUAGCUUCGAAAGCGAGUGAAAUGUUUGGAGCUUUCAGAGGUGCCUUUUCAAGGAAGAGUAAUAUGGCCAUACGUUCUGAUAACUCAGAUAAUAUUCCAAAUCGUCCUAGAAGACAACUAAUAAAAAGGCAUUAUAUUGAAAUGUUAUACAAUUCUAGUAAAAGAGAUAAAUUGUAA
This is a messenger RNA of Dimorphilus gyrociliatus, 1300 nucleotides long. The record is from the annotation of a GenBank genome assembly. Lineage: Eukaryota; Metazoa; Annelida; Polychaeta; Dinophilidae.